Corticium candelabrum is the source of this 1450-nucleotide messenger RNA. Its product is annotated as glutamate-rich WD repeat-containing protein 1-like. The record is from RefSeq and is a predicted model, not a curated record. Gene Ontology annotation, biological process: ribosome biogenesis. Gene Ontology annotation, cellular component: nucleolus. Gene Ontology annotation, molecular function: protein binding. The transcript is spliced from 13 exons. The coding region runs from base 26 to 1450 and encodes 474 amino acids. NCBI's taxonomy places the organism in Eukaryota, Metazoa, Porifera, Homoscleromorpha, Homosclerophorida, Plakinidae.
GUAAUUUGCCCAGUUUGCCUGCAGCAUGGAAGACGAAUUUGAUGGAGACAGUAUCGAACCUCUUGAGGUGGAUAUGGAAGCUGAUGACGAUAGCGGAGGAGAUAAGGAUAAAAAGAAAUCUAUGGAAAGCGCUGAAGGGACGGCUAAGUCGGAGCCAAACGUUUAUUUGCCUGGCAGGAAGCUAGAGGAUGAUGAGGAGCUUGUGCAUGAUUCGACGGCAUAUCACAUGUAUCAUUCCGCUCAGAGUGGAGAUCCUUGUUUGAGUUUCGACAUACUAAAGGAUACAUUGGGAAUGAACAGAACAGAGUAUCCCAUGACUUGCUAUUUGGUUGGAGGUACACAGUCUGGCCGACUGAAGGACAGUCUGUUAGUGAUAAAGAUGCAUAACCUGCAGAGAACAUCGAAAGAGAGGAAUGAAGAUGAUGACGAUGAUGAUGCAGAGAGUGAUUCGGAUGAGAGUAUCGAUGGCGAGCAACCAGAAAUGGAAACAGUGAUGAUCGAACAUCAUAGAUCAGUCAACAGAGUGCGAUGUUCUGCUGUCAAUGGUCGUCACUUGGUAGCAACGUGGUCCGCUUCUAGUGAUGUUUAUGUGUGGGACAUUGCCACUCAGAUAGCAGCAGUCGAUAAUCCUGUCGAUCAACCUGCUAAACCAGUCGGAAGCAAGAGCAAGAAAAGAAAUGAAAGAGUCCAUCCCGUGUUUACAUUCUCGGGCCAUAGUGAGGAAGGUUUUGCUAUAGACUGGUCUACGACAGUGGCUGGCAGGUUAGCCACUGGUGAUUGUAACAGCAACAUUCAUAUAUGGCAGCCAGAUGAUAAUGCCACUUGGCACGUUGACCAAAGACCUUACAAAGCUCACUCUGCUUCAGUAGAAGACAUUCAAUGGAGUCCUAAUGAAGCCAGUGUGUUUGCAUCUUGUUCUGUUGACAAAACCGUUAGAAUAUGGGACAUCAGACCAUCUCCUUCCAAAGCCUGCAUGUUGACCACUGAAGCCCAUGACUCAGAUGUAAAUGUGAUAUCAUGGAACAAAAAUGACCACUACAUCAUAUCUGGAGGUGAUGAUGGUAUUGUUAAAGUGUGGGAUCUUCGGAAGUUCCAAAGUGGAGAGUCUGUGGCUAUGUUCAAGCAUCAUAGUGGUCCCAUUACUUCUUUAGAAUGGCAUCCUACGGACAGCAGUGUAUUUGGUGCCUCUGGAGAGGACAAUCAAAUUUCACUUUGGGAUUUGGCUGUGGAAAAAGAUAAUGUCAACCCCGACACAAAGGACUUGGACGUCCCACCACAGCUGUUAUUUGUCCACAUGGGACAAGAAGAUAUCAAGGAAAUCCACUGGCAUCCACAGAUACCAGGCGUCAUGAUCAGUAAUAGGCGAGAUCAUCAAUAUGCCUCUGGCAGUGGGCUCUUGACUAUUAUCCUUAAUGAAUCACGUUUGGGUAGAUGCGUUACAGUUUUAUGA